Lepus europaeus (European hare) is the source of this 1296-nucleotide messenger RNA. RefSeq names its product gasdermin C (gene GSDMC). Lineage: Eukaryota; Metazoa; Chordata; Mammalia; Lagomorpha; Leporidae. The transcript is spliced from 8 exons. The record is from RefSeq and is a predicted model, not a curated record. Gene Ontology annotation, molecular function: phosphatidylinositol-4,5-bisphosphate binding; phosphatidylinositol-4-phosphate binding; phosphatidylserine binding. Gene Ontology annotation, biological process: defense response to bacterium; pyroptotic inflammatory response. The coding region runs from base 1 to 1296 and encodes 431 amino acids.
AUGUCGUCCCUGUUCGCAAGGGACAGCCAGCUGGUGGUGCGGGAGCUGGGCAGGAAGGGGGAGCUGGUGCCCGCGGACAGCCUGACCAGCGCCCCCCGCCUGCGACCCUUCUGCGUGCUGAGGAAGAAGUGCAGGCGCCACCCCUGGCCUUGGGGCGCCCGCCUCAUCCCCACCGACUUCUCGCUCCUGGACCUGCUGGAGCCCGGCUCCCCGGCCCCAGAGGUCAGCCGGAGCCAGCCUACCCAUAUCCACAAGUCUGUGACUCGCGGGGUGACAGGAGCCGUGAGCGUCGGGCUGCAGGGCAAGGUGGCAGGGGGCACGCUGGCCGUGCAGACCCUCAGCAUUUCCCCUCACACCUGGGAGAGCCUGAUGGAGAGCAGGAAACUGAGGACACCCAGGCCCUUGCUGCUCAGGGAGCUGCAGAGCCGGAUGGAGAGGGAGCACCUGUACGUGGUGACAGAAGCGGUGGAGACUCUGCAGGAAACCACGCUUCAGAGCCUCGGCAGAGCAGAGGGGACCGGGCAGCUGUCCUUCCCCGGGCUGGGCCAUCUGAAGGUCCAGGGGCAGAGCAACAUGGUCAGAGAGAAGAUAGUGACCAUCCCACAGGGCAGUGUCAUGGCCUACAGAGUGCUGCAGCUGGUGGUUGAAGAGGAUCACUGGGGUGAGGAGCAGGACUUCCAGGACCUGCGGAGCCAGGUGGCUGCCCAGCUGCAGGACCUGGCCACACUGUCCCCAGAGCUACGCAAGACACUGCUGGGUGCCCUCCACGGAUUGCUCGGGGACCCUCAGGCGCUCCAGGAACUGGAGGAUGUGCUGGAGCAGGCCCUGGACGCCGGGUUGCUGGGACAGUUGCAGGGCCCUGGCGGUGUCAUCGUGUGCAGCCUGCAGGACCCCUCAGGCAACCUGUCGCCCUCCAGAGGCAGGGCCUUCCUCCACCUCCUGGGAGCCCUAGUGGUGCUGAAUGACAGCCAGCAGAGGCUGCUGGCCCAGGUCCUGGAGAGACAGAUCCUGCCUCAGCAACUGGAGCUGGUGGCAAGCAUCCUAGAGCCCAACUUCUCUCAGAUGGAGGAAGCAAGAUUUUCCCUCCCACCAGAGGUCCUCUCAGCCCUGCCCAGUGAGGCUGUGGCCCUUGCCUUUAGCCUGCUGGAGAACUGUGGGCUGGAGCUCCAGGGGCCCGGCUGCCAGCUCAGCUGGGACCCCGCUGCAGUGCCACAGGUCUCUGCACUGCAUGGGUGCUUGGAAGGGCUGCAGCUGCUGGCCGGUUCCAGCCAGGGGCCCCUCCCAGCCAGUGUCUGA